AUUUGGAGGAUAGAAAAGUUCUCCAAUUUCCACUUUAUUUGGAUAAAGAUGUCAUUUGCCUCUUGUAGUUCGUUACCACCUUCCGAACAGUGGGAACAUGAUGUGUUUUUGAGUUUUAGAGGUGAAGACACGCGUAAGACCUUUGUGGCUCACCUUCACAGAGAAUUGAUUCGGGAUGGAAUCAAUACCUUCAAGGAUGAUAAAGCACUAAAACGAGGUGCAUCCAGUCCGCCCCUGGGUGCAUCAAUUUCACCUCAACUUGUCAGUGCCAUUAAACUGUCAAGGUUUGCCAUUAUCAUCUUGUCAAAGAACUAUGCUUCAUCCAAAUGGUGCUUGGAUGAGCUGGUGAAGAUCAUGGAAUGUAGAGAUGAACUUGGGCAGACAGUUGUACCAGUGUUCUAUGACAUAAGUCCAUCGGAAGUACGCUUCCAGAAAAAUAGUUUUGCUAAACCCUUCUCCAGAUAUGAGGAAGAUUUCAAGAACGACACUGAGAAGGUGCAUAAAUGGACGAAAGCCUUAAGUGAAGCAGCCAAUUUGUCAGGCCAUGAUCUGCAUGGGAGUACUUACAACGGGUCAGUAGCUAUUUAACU
Lycium ferocissimum is the source of this 590-nucleotide messenger RNA. Its product is annotated as TMV resistance protein N-like. The transcript has 2 exons. The record is from RefSeq and is a predicted model, not a curated record. NCBI's taxonomy places the organism in Eukaryota, Viridiplantae, Streptophyta, Magnoliopsida, Solanales, Solanaceae. Gene Ontology annotation, biological process: signal transduction. Bases 49 to 588 code for a protein of 179 amino acids.